Molecule: messenger RNA, 1957 nt
Organism: Misgurnus anguillicaudatus (oriental weatherfish)
Lineage: Eukaryota; Metazoa; Chordata; Actinopteri; Cypriniformes; Cobitidae
Source: RefSeq, a predicted model, not a curated record
GCCACGCGCACCGAGAAACUCCGUUUUUCACACGGGUAAAGAGACGCGCACAGAUCGGUGGUGUCAGUUUGCGAUCUGAACACUGAAAAGAGUGCGAACGUGUGGGGCAAGGGUAUGAUAAGAAUAUAGAGGGCCUGAUACAACACGUUGGGAAAGUAAAUUGUAACGACCACCAUGGCCGUUCCUGCGACUCUUCCGGUGCACUCCGGGACUUCUGCGGUGUCCGGUAAACUCUUCAUUACUGACCCGUUUUUCACGAGUCCCAUGGACUCUCCGAGACUGAUCAGCUCACUGAACGCGACGCACCCGGGUGGCGCGGCGGCCAGUGAGUGCAAAAUCGUGGAUGUGCACGGGGUGAAAGUCGCUUCUUUUAAUGUUGACGGCCAGGAGCUCAUUUGUCUCCCUCAAGUAUUCGACCUUUUUCUGAAGCACCUCGUUGGCGGAUUGCACACCGUGUAUACGAAACUGAAGCGUUUGGAUAUAAACCCGGUGGUGUGCACUGUGGAGCAGGUGCGCGUGUUGCGCGGACUUGGUGCCAUUCAACCCGGUGUGAACAGAUGCAAACUCAUUUCCAGAAAGGACUUUGAAGCCCUGUACAACGACUGUACCAACGCAAGCUCUCGCCCUGGCCGACCACCGAAGCGCUCCUACGGGGUGAGUGUUCAAGAAAGCCCCAGAAUCCUCCACCACAGAGCAAACAACCUGCUAUCACCAACCUUGCUGUCACCCACAGCAGGUAUGACGACGGCAGCGAUGGCCGAAGCUUUGAAAAUCCAGAAGAUAAAAAUGAUGAUGGAUCUACACAAGAACCACAACGGCUCUGAAUUUGAUUCGGAUGAACGGAGCGCUAAUACAGGACAUAGUGAUUCGUCCUGGGAAAGAGAGAAACAUUCGUCACCUGUUUCAGAGAAAACACAGCACAGUGUGAAUCAGCUCAAUCCUCUCCAACACACCCAUCUACUGGCCAACAGACUGGAUUUGCCCUUUAUGAUGAUGCCCCAUCCGCUGCUUCCUGUUGGACUUCCUCCUGCAUCUGUUGCCAUGGCAAUGAACCAGAUGAACCACCUUAAUACAAUUGCCAACAUGGUUGCCAGCGCACAGGUGCACAGUCCUGUCUCCAGGCCAACAUCUGUCAUCAAGGAGUGUUUUGAGGAGAGUCCCUCUUUAACAGCAUCUGUAGAGGGAACGGUUCCUCAGAAACCUGAAUCGUCACCUCAACAAACCAGUUCAGCUCCCAGCAGCCCCACAAACUCACACACACAAUCUCCUCAGAAAGCAGCGUACGACAUUCAUGACGAACACAAAGAGACAAACCCAGCUCUGCUUAUGAACCGGCUUUCCAACGACAGAGUUGAGCAGAAUGCAGUGAAGCCAAUGGUAUUUGACAAGAUCCCUCCUCAAGUGUUUCCCUCGGGCUUCCCUGCUUCCCUCCUAUUCACAGAUGGUCUUUCCUCUGUUGAGACACUGCUCACUAACGUCCAGGGCCUGCUGAAGGUGGCUUUGGAGAACGCUCGUCUGCAGGAGAAACAGCUUCAACAGGAGAGGAGAGAGCUGAAGAUGGAGCUCUACAGAGAAAGAGAGAUGAGGGAGAGUUUAGAGAGACAACUCACAUCUGAGCUACACAGUCGAGCCAGCAUUCAGCGACGUUUAAAGAAGGAAAAGAAGGCAAAGAGAAGGUUACAAGAGGCGCUGGAAUACGAGUCCAAAAGGCGAGGGCAGAUCGAGCAGGCGUUGCAACAGGCCACUUCAACCGACUCUCUCAUACACGAUCCAGUCAGUCUGGAUAUGGAGACAGGACACUGCAGAAGCCCAAAGGACAACUGCAUGUUACAAGGUACAGUAUUUUAUUCACAAUAAGGAGAAGAACUGGCCUGUUUUAUAUGCCAUAUUUUUUAAUGCACAACAAAAAUCUGACCAAAUUUGAUCACCAAACUGGAAGAGAAAAAGUCACAUGCAG